Blepharisma stoltei is the source of this 2736-nucleotide messenger RNA. Lineage: Eukaryota; Ciliophora; Heterotrichea; Heterotrichida; Blepharismidae. The record is from the annotation of a GenBank genome assembly.
AUGGGAAGUAGUUGUAUGCGAAUUGGCAAAAAAGAUUUCGAGCCUCAAAUUCUUCCUGCUGAUCCUUCCAAUGACAAAGAUGAGGCCAAGCAGUUGAUCUCACAACAGUCAACAAAUUUAAAAAUUUUGGAUGAAGAACGAAAAUUCACUAGGCACUCACCAGCAAAAAUAAAGCAUAAAGCUCCCAAAGUUGAUGCAAGAAAAAGUAUCGAUGACAAUGUAGAAGCCCUGACUGCAGUUAUUUCAGACAAGCCCAAGAGUCCUUUGGAUCGAAAAAUGAUUUUGGAAACUUUGAAUUCUCACUUUAUCCUAAAGAAUCUAGACAAUGAAAGCAUAAAUCUAGUUGUAGAAAACAUGAAAUUAUAUGAAAUCGGUCCGAGAGAAGUCAUUUUUGACCAAGGAAGUCCUGGGCAGUGCUUCUAUGUGCUUUGCACAGGGAGAGUAGAGCUGCUAAUAAAUGGGCAUCGGAAAGAUGUAUUAAAGCCUGGAGUUGGGUUUGGAGAGCUGGCUUUAUUAGAUGACAGGCCCAGAUCAGGAACUGUAAGAACAAUAGAGAGAUGCACACUUUGGGGAGUUGACAGAGUAACGUUCAAAGAUGCUGUAAAGAGAGUAAAUGCUUUGAACCAUGAAGAAAAUAAGCGUUUCAUUGACAGUAUACCUUUAUUUAACGCCCUAAUGCCAAACCAAAAAGACGCUUUGCUCACUUCACUUGUAACGCAGUGGUGAAACAAUGGGCAGAAGAUUGUAAAAGAAGGUGAUGAAGGGGAUUUGUUUUAUAUCAUAAAGCAAGGUAUCGUGUCAUGCACUGAAAAGGGCAGAGAAAUAAGGCAGAUGACUAAAGGAGACUAUUUUGGAGAAAUAGCUUUACUUUACAAUACGAAAAGAACUGCCACAAUUGCAGCAAUUGAUGAAGUUAAAGUUGUAUCUAUUGGGAGAGAAGCUUUGAUUGAAGUUCUUGGAAAUAAUUUAGAGCAGAUUCUAUAUAGAAAUACCUUGAGAAUUGCUGUGGAGAAAAGCAAUACCCUGAAAGGGUUGUCUAAAGAACAAAAAGAGUUAAUCUUUGACAACAUGAAAGUCAAAACGUUUUACCCUGGAGAAGUAGUGAUUCCCAGAGAAACUCUAAAAGGGAAUAACUUAUGGGUGGUCACAAAAGGGUCAAUAAGAGGUCCAAAAAGUGUUAUCGAAAUUUUUGCAUGUAUUGGAGACGAUGAACUAUUUUCAGAAGGAAAUGAGCCUUAUGCGGUUGACUUUAUUGCUGAACUUGAUACAGUAGUUGCUCAUAUUACCAAAGAAGAAAUUGAAAAGUGCACUGGAGGCAGACUGAGUGAAGUCCAAGUAAAUAAUGAAGCCAUGGAAAUUUUGAAAACAGUCCAACUACUAAGAGGUCUGACUCAGCCCAAGCUUGCCCAGCUAGUCCAAGCUCUAAAAGAAAUCCAAUUUAUUGACCAAGAAGUCAUUUUCAAUCAAAAUGACAUAGGUCAUUCCUUUUACAUUAUAAAGUCAGGAAAAGUUUCUGUAGCCAUCGACGGCGUCAAUAUAAGAAUGAUUGGAAAGCAUGACUAUUUUGGAGAAAGGUCAUUACUUUUCCACGAUACUCAAAGAAGUGCUACUGUUGUCGCAAACGGCCCAGUUGCUUGCUGGGUCUUGAAUUAUACCGAUUUUUGGAGCAUAGUAGAUGAAAGAAUUCGUUCCCAGCUAAUGAAAAGAAUAGAACUCCAAGAUGACACAAUUUCUUUCAAUGAACUUUUGCCUGUCAAACUAUUAGGGAAAGGAAAUUUUGGUAGUGUCUAUCUUGCUGCUCAUAAAACCAAAAGGACUUUAUAUGCAUUGAAAACUGUUUUAAGAGAAAAAAUCCAAGCUUAUGAAAUAUACGAAAACAUUCUUCUAGAGAGGAGAAUUAUGCUUCAACUUGACCAUUGCAUGGUUGUGAAGCUUGUAAAAACAUUUAAGGAUGAUACGAGGCUGUAUUUCUUAAUGGAAUAUGUAAGAGGACUUGAUCUCUUUGAUGUUCUGAGGAAUAUGGGACUUUUAAAUGAAAACGAUGCUAAGUUUUACACUGCUUGCUUGUGCUGCAUUUUAGAGCAUCUGCAUGAAAGAGAACUUAUAUAUAGAGAUUUAAAGCCAGAAAAUGUAAUGAUUGACGAAGAAGGGUAUCCGAAGCUGAUUGAUUUUGGGACUGCAAAAUUUGUGCAUGGGAGAACUUAUACAACGGUUGGGACUCCUCAUUAUAUGGCACCAGAAAUCAUUGUGGGCAGUGGAUAUUCCGCCUUAGUUGAUUGGUGGAGUCUUGGGAUCAUGGUUUAUGAAUUUAUAUUUGGAUCUGUUCCGUUUGGAGAAGAAGAAGAUGAGCCAUAUGAAGUCUACCAAAGAAUAUUAGAGCACAGACUGCAAUUUCCCAAUACAUUGGACCCUACCAGCCAGGUAAAGCCACUGAUACAGCAGCUACUCAGUAAAAGCCCGGCCAUCAGAACUGGAGGAAGCACUGAGAAACUUAGAGAGCAUAAAUGGUUCCGCAAUUUCAAUUGGGUAACAAUAAUGUAGGAUCAGUUAUUAUUGAAACAAAAAAGAGUUCCUUAUAUUCCAAAACUGAAAACAUUGGAAAAUGAACUGAAUAAUGCAUUUAAGUCUCAAAAGAAUUUGAUGGAGGUAAUCAUGAAGUAUGAAAAAGGAGAUCGUGUUGAAGUCACAAGGAAAAAACCGAAACUUCCAAAGCCUAACUGGGAUAGCGAGUUUUAA